This is a messenger RNA of Aspergillus fumigatus Af293, 846 nucleotides long. Its product is annotated as MBL fold metallo-hydrolase. The record is from RefSeq and is a predicted model, not a curated record. NCBI's taxonomy places the organism in Eukaryota, Fungi, Ascomycota, Eurotiomycetes, Eurotiales, Aspergillaceae.
AUGGCUCCCUUCCAAGGUUCUGUCUCCGUGACUUACAUCACCACCGCCACGGCGAUCAUCAACAUUGAUGGGGUGCGGUUCCUCACAGACCCCGUUUUCUGUCCUGCUGGCUCGGAAUAUGUCUACGAUGGUUGGGCCAAGGCCAACUGGAAGGAAUGGGGCUUCCAAAACCGUCCACCGACCUCUGUCCUGCGCAGCUUCGAUGGUCCUGCCCUCCAGCUGCACGACAUCCCCCCGAUCGAUGCCAUCCUUCUCAGCCACGAAGACCAUGUUGACAAUCUCGACCCCUUUGGUCGCCAGCUCCUCGAUGGUCGCCGUGUCUACACCACCCCCGAUGGUGCGCACAAUCUCCAGCCACGCCCUGGUGUCGUCGGCCUCAAGCCCUGGCAGACUGUCUCAGCCCAGAUCGGUGGCAAGGACUUCCGGAUUACUGGUACGCCCUGCAAGCACUUCCCCGGCGGCGAGGUCACAGGCUUCAUUGUGGAAUGUGAGUCCUUCGGCGUCGAUGAGACCGGCCUUCCCAACGUCGUCUAUUUCUCCGGCGACACGGUGUGGAUCGAUGAGCUGGUGGAAAUCAAGAACAAGUGGCAUGUAUCUGUGGCGGUUUUGAAUCUGGGCAAUGCCCUCUUCGAGUAUCCCAGGGGUAUGCUGCAGAUUACCUUUGACGGCAAGCAGGCGGCACACUUUAUGCGAGCGACAGGUGCUGAUAUCAUGGUGCCGAUCCAUUUCGAAUCCUGGGAGCACUUUACCGAGCAUCGGGAGGAUUUGCAGAAAGUUUUCGAUAAGGAGGGCAUUGCAGAAAAUGUUUGCUGGCUGGUGCCUGGUGUGGAGAAGAGAGUUAUUUGA